Molecule: messenger RNA, 1254 nt
Organism: Nanorana parkeri
Lineage: Eukaryota; Metazoa; Chordata; Amphibia; Anura; Dicroglossidae
Gene: SPMIP7
Product: chromosome unknown C7orf72 homolog
Exons: 9
Coding region: 1-1254 (417 amino acids)
Source: RefSeq, a predicted model, not a curated record
AUGACGUCCACAAGCGGACCAGCAGUCAGACCCAGUAUGCCUAGCUUCCAGGAUCCCAGCAAUGUGACAACACAUUAUCCAUUCAUUAAAUAUAACCCACAUUCAACGUCUCCUGAUAUGCCUGGAUACUGCUUGAACCCUCACCGGGAUGACGUGCCUUUGAUUGAUCCGUGCUCAGGCUUCAUGAGUGCUGGAGCCGAUGCGGAUUUAAGACCUGGAACGGGUAAAACGAUCCCAUGUCUGGCAGAUCAAAUUGAUGUGAAGCCCCUGCACAACGAUCCCUGGGAGCGCACCAGUCAGGGAAUUCGAUGUACAACAGCGCCACCUAGCGGAACUGUUACCAGUCAGACACAGUACAAGCCACGGGAAGCCAGGGAUGAAGAUGACUUCAGACAUUUCUUCCACAAGGAGGGCUCAAAAUGGAAUUCUGUAGCCAGAUCAGACACUGCACUCAGAGCAAAGCUGGGAGGGUGGACGAGUAAUAUGAAAGUAACUCCUCGAGUGAUAAGUGGACAUGACAGUUCCAUAUUUCCAAAGUUUGCUCUUCAGCAUGUGACAGUAGAUGCUUGUUCAAGAGAUGCCUCGGUCCAGAAAUGUAUGUACACAUCAUCUACACAAAGAGCUUAUGGAGAUGUUCCAUGGGACAUUAAGCUGCCACCAAAGCUACAGCAUCCUGAGGAUACAUUAGAAAAAAUGCCAGAUCCAGUCUCACAGCAUUUCACCCUGAAAAGAUAUGAACCUAAACCGGAAAUAUGGCAAGUGACAGUGGGAAUGUGGGACAGAUUUCAAACACGGGUAUUUCAUGGCCAGAAGAAACCUGUGACAUUCAUAUCUCCGUAUCCUCGUAUGGAUCAUAUUCCAGGCUAUUGUGGUAUUACUGGAUCUGUGAAUAGCGAAGACAUUGACAAUCCUCCAGCAGUCUUCGCACCUUUUACCAAAGUCCGAACCUUGCAGCCCCGAUACACAAACACAGCACACACUCCAAACAUUCCUGGAUACACUGGCAGGGUUCAUUGGAUAGCUAUCCACCCAGCAAAUUCUAAUCUUCCAUCUCCCCCUUCAUCUGCAGACAAAAAAAUGAAUGGAUCUCUUGUUGGAAGUGGAACCGAUUCUCCAUAUAAACACCAGGGGCCGCUUUCCAAAAUGAUCACUACAGUUUUACCAUGCAACCCUUACAAUAAAGUGGAAAAUAAAAAUGAUCUUAUAAGUAAACAGAUAACUCAUGUUAACAGGAAACAGAUUAAAAACAAAUAA